Messenger RNA from Penicillium waksmanii, 1368 nucleotides. Its product is annotated as putative GABA permease. Gene Ontology annotation, biological process: transmembrane transport. NCBI's taxonomy places the organism in Eukaryota, Fungi, Ascomycota, Eurotiomycetes, Eurotiales, Aspergillaceae. Bases 1 to 1368 code for a protein of 455 amino acids. Gene Ontology annotation, molecular function: transmembrane transporter activity. The transcript is spliced from 6 exons. The record is from RefSeq and is a predicted model, not a curated record. Gene Ontology annotation, cellular component: membrane.
AUGGUGCAUACCUACAUGUCAGGGAACGACUCGCAGAUGACGGACACGCUCACUGAUCUGGAGGACUUUCCUCAGAAAGGCCUCGUCGCGCCCCGAUAUAUGGGGACAUUGGCCGACCAGAAGGAUAUGACUGCUGGUUUGACCGAUGGCGGAACUGCUGGUCUCAUAUGGGGCUUUGUUGGUGUCUCCAUCGGCUUCACCUUGGUAUAUGCCAGCAUCUCCGAGAUGGCCUCAAUGGCUCCCACUGCCGGUGGACAGUAUCACUGGGUAUCUGAAUUUGCACCAAGAACGGGACAAAAGUUCCUUAGUUAUAUCACAGGAUGGCUCUCUGCAAUGGGAUGGCAAUGUGCAAUUGUUUCGAUCGCUUAUCUCGCGGGGACUAUUAUUCAAGGUCUCAUUGUGCUGAACCAACCGGAAUACGAUUUUCAGCGAUGGCACGGAACAAUGCUGGUGAUUGCAAUCUCGACUUUCUCGAUUCUAUUCAACACCUUCCUCGCCAAGAACCUCCCGUUCGUUGAAGGGCUGAUUCUGAUCAUCCAUGUUAUCGGCCUAUUUGCGAUUAUUAUCCCACUAUGGGUACUUGCGCCGCGCAAUAAUGCUCAUGCUGUGUUUACUACUUUUCACAACGGAGGUGGUUGGCGCGAUGCCGGGACCGCGACCUUCGUUGGCCUUUCUACCACCAUCACCUCGAUGCUCGGCUACGACUGUUCUGUGCACAUGUCCGAAGAAAUCAAAGAUGCGUCGGAAACACUACCUAGGGCCAUGAUGUCCUCUGUCGCGGUAAACGGCGUCUUGGGUUUUAUUAUGUUGGUGACACUCUGCUUCACCUUGGGCGAAGUAGAUGCCGUCCUUGAAAGCCCAACCGAGUUUCCCUUUAUUCAAAUCUUCUAUAAUACGACUGGUAGUCUCGCUGCGACAAAUGCAAUGACUGCAGUACUGGUGGUAACACUCACCGCAAGCACGAUUACCGAAGUCGCGACCGCAUCGCGACAACUUUGGUCCUUUGCCCGUGACGAAGGACUCCCAUUUUCGUCUUUCUUUGCAUACGUUACACCAGGAUGGAACAUCCCGCUGAACUCGGUGAUGGUAUCGUUGGGGGUCACCAUUUUGCUCUCACUCAUCAACAUUGGCUCCCAGGUAGCUCUCAAUGCGGUUAUUUCGCUGACAAUCACUUCGCUUCUGUCUGCAUACAUUAUUUCGAUCGGUUGCGUGCUUCUAAAGCGCCUUCGGGGCGAAUCGCUUCCGCCUCACCGCUGGACACUCGGUCGGUUUGGUCUGGCGGUCAACGUGGGAGCACUGGCCUUUCUUUUACCAGUAUUUGUUUUUGCCUUCUUCCCUUGUCGACGCCGGUCACUCGUGAAACUAUGA